CACCGUACAUUCAAUAUGGAAACAUCAAAAUUUCUUACGUAUAAAAGUACUUCUCAUCGCAUUUCUCAGAGCAAUCACCAUAAUGUAUUAGUAUUAGAAAAAGAUUUCGAAUGGGCAGUGAAAUUAAAUCGAUAUAGUCUAGUGAUAAUUGGACUUUGGCCUAAGUCCGAACAAACAACAUGGGAAAAACAUAACUUGCAGCUCACUUUACCAGUCAUCACUUGCGUCCUAAGAUUCGCAAUCUUCUGGUGGAAGAGAAAACCAGUCACAGCAAUAAUAAAUCUGAUCGCUUACGAUUGGUUAAAGGUGAAAACACAACAGGAAAAAACAACGAUGAUCGCAAGAGCGCAAAUUCCGCGCAUUAUUAUAACAUUUGCGUACAGCUUAAUGGGAGUGGGUUGGUUUGUUAUAGUUGUUUUACCCAUAUUUGGCCACUCGGUGAGAUACCUGUCUAAUAUCACUGAUCUGGGGAGACCAUUACCACUACAGACAUAUUAUAUCUACGACACAACUAAAAGUCCACAAUAUGAACUAACAUUCACUAUUCAAAGUUUUACCUUAUUCCUCAAUACUAUGUGUUAUACAGGCGUUGACAAUUUUCUUAGUCUCUCGGUAUUUCAUGUCUGUGGCCAAUUGGAUAUUCUAAGAAAUCGCCUCAUGUAUAUACAUAAUGUUACAAAUUACAACAACGUUUUAAAAAAUUGUGUGAAAGAACAUAUCCGGCUACUUAGAGCUAUUCAUCAUAUUCAAGAUAUAUUCAACAUAAUAUUGAUGGUUUUAUUUCUAUAUUUCGGUAUUCUUUUCGCUUUCUAUGGUUUUUGGAUAAUAAAUAUGCUCGAAAAUAAACAGCAUUUUACGAUCUUUCACAUAAUAUAUAUUGUAAGCAUCUUCACCAAUACGUUCGGUCACAUGUGCAUUUAUUGUGCUGUUGGCGAAGUGUUAACAACUCAGGUAAAUUUGAAAGUGUUCAGCCACUGUAUUUUUUAUGCAUAA
Messenger RNA from Vollenhovia emeryi, 993 nucleotides. RefSeq lists its product as uncharacterized. The transcript has 6 exons. The coding region runs from base 16 to 993 and encodes 325 amino acids. Gene Ontology annotation, cellular component: plasma membrane. Gene Ontology annotation, biological process: sensory perception of smell; detection of chemical stimulus involved in sensory perception of smell. Lineage: Eukaryota; Metazoa; Arthropoda; Insecta; Hymenoptera; Formicidae. Gene Ontology annotation, molecular function: odorant binding; olfactory receptor activity. The record is from RefSeq and is a predicted model, not a curated record.